Lactuca sativa (garden lettuce) is the source of this 984-nucleotide messenger RNA. Its product is annotated as F-box protein GID2. Gene Ontology annotation, molecular function: protein binding. NCBI's taxonomy places the organism in Eukaryota, Viridiplantae, Streptophyta, Magnoliopsida, Asterales, Asteraceae. Gene Ontology annotation, cellular component: SCF ubiquitin ligase complex. The record is from RefSeq and is a predicted model, not a curated record. Gene Ontology annotation, biological process: regulation of gibberellic acid mediated signaling pathway; gibberellic acid mediated signaling pathway.
AAAAGCAGGUGGAUGCCCAUACCCCUCAAAGCCUCAAAACUCAAACCCUCCUACUUUUCUCUCUGCCAUCGGUGAAUCAAAUUCAUCUCUGUAAUUCGCUUUCUGAUUUAGUAUCUAUGAAGAGAUCAAUCUCGUUUGCGGAAGAUCAGGUCAACGGAGGUGAUGAUGUUGAUGGUGGCAAGAUGAAGAAGAAGAUCCGCGAAGAUCUGGUGCCAGAUACAGAAAAGGGAACGGGGGAGACGGUGGAGUCGCCACCGGAGACGCCGGAUACGGCGGCGGGUGUUUUGCUGGACGAGAAUUUGCUAUAUGAAGUUCUGAAGCAUGUGGACGCGCGGACGUUAGGUGCGGCGGGAUGCGUGAACAAGCAGUGGCAUCGUACAGCUCAAGAUGAGCGGUUAUGGGAGCUGAUCUGUACAAAGCACUGGGCGAAUAUCGGAUGCGGUAACAACCAGCUUCGGUCGGUGGUUCUUGCCCUCGGUGGCUUCCGGCGACUCCACUCUCAUUACUUAUGGCCUUUAUCCAAGCCUUCCACCUCUGCCGCUACCUCAUCGUCGUCUUCCACCGUCGCUGCUGCCGCAUCCUCUUCGGCUUGGCCGUGUCUACCACCGCCUCGUACAAUUGUUCCGUCGAAGCCUACCACCACCGCUGCGAAAACCCGUUGGGGGAAAGACGAGGUUCAGCUUUCUCUAUCUCUUCUCUCGAUUCGUUACUAUGAGAAGAUGAAUUUCAAUAACCGAAAAUGAAAUCCAGCGAUUUGUAACAAAAAAAAACCCAAUCGCUCAUUUAUUUUUUUUAUUUUUUUUUUAAGUUUGCAGUUUGAUUUGAGUUUGUUGUUUGUUUGUAAUUUUCUGUAGUAUGAAGUAGUAGAUCUGGUUCUACUCUAUCCCUAACUAAAAACAACUAAUCCUUGAGCUCCAAUGUAUCCUGGAUUUCUUUCUUUCUUUGUUUCUAUUAUCAAUGAAGUAUGUGUAAAUUGAGAGACAA